Molecule: messenger RNA, 1006 nt
Organism: Filobasidium floriforme
Lineage: Eukaryota; Fungi; Basidiomycota; Tremellomycetes; Filobasidiales; Filobasidiaceae
Product: putative dephospho-CoA kinase
Exons: 4
Coding region: 101-832 (243 amino acids)
Biological process (GO): coenzyme A biosynthetic process
Molecular function (GO): ATP binding; dephospho-CoA kinase activity
Source: RefSeq, a predicted model, not a curated record
CAAAAGACGAGAUGAUAGAUGAUAGGCCGAUAUUGAAACCCCCUAAUAUUGUCAUUCUCAUAGCUGAUUUCCAAACAUAUUUGACUGGAAGUCGCUCGACAUGUUGGUCAUCGGUCUGACAGGCGGUAUUGCUUCUGGCAAAUCUACGGUAUCAUCCUACCUGCACAACCAUCAUGGUCUUCCUAUUAUCGACGCCGACUACCUCGCUCGAGCGGUGAUCGAACCAGGGACCGCGGGCUACCACGCCAUCAUCAAACACUUUGGCAAACGGGUCCUUCAAGACGACGGCGUACAGCUCGACCGUAAGGCCAUCAGCGAUAUCGUUUUCAAUGAUGAGAAGGAGAGGAAAGUUCUCAACGGGAUCGUACAUCCCGCUGUACGGAAAGCCAUGGCUUGGGAGGUGAUGCGAUGCUGGAUGCAGGGACACUGGGCGUGCAUCUUGGACGUACCCCUUUUGAUCGAGGCGGGACUGUACAAAUGGGUCGGAGAGAUUAUCGUAGUCUAUGUCAACGAAUCCCUUCAACUCGCCCGUCUUCAAGACCGCCCUUCCCCGAACCCGAACGAAUCCCGCCUAACCUCCUCCCAAGCCCAAGCACGGAUACGUAGCCAGAUGCCUCUCUCUGGCAAGUUGAAAUACGCCGACUACGUAGUUGACAAUUCCGGUACGAAACCCGAACUCGAGAAACAGCUGGACGUAUGGGUCAACAAGAUCAAAAGCCGGAGUGCGGGGUGGAAGAAGACGGUUUAUUGGUUGAUACCCCCAGUGGGGCUAUGGGGCGCUUUGAUGACGCUGGCAGCGAGGGGUUGGAAACGGUAUAGAGCAAAGUUGUAACGCUAAAGACUAGCCUGUAGGUUAUUUACGAUCCCAUCGUCGCGUCUGACUUCGCUGGCAGUCAUCACAGAGUCCUGCAGGCUCUUGCUUGUGCCCUGCAACGUGUGAGUGGAAGAGGUGAGAACGAGGCGAUGGUCAUGCCGAGUAUAUACCAGCAAAUCUCCGUAUCGUUGA